Rubroshorea leprosula is the source of this 2394-nucleotide messenger RNA. NCBI's taxonomy places the organism in Eukaryota, Viridiplantae, Streptophyta, Magnoliopsida, Malvales, Dipterocarpaceae. The record is from the annotation of a GenBank genome assembly.
AACAAAUAUCCACAGAAGACAAUCAAAUGCUGGUGGCACCAUUUACUGAGGAACAGGUGAAGCAAACGAUAUGGGAAUGUGACAGUAAUAAAGCUCCGGGGCCAGAUGGUUUUCAUUUUGGCUUUUUAAAAGCCAUGUGGAGCGAAAUAAAGAAGGAGAUAUUGAAUUUUGUGACAGAGUUCCAAGUUAACGGGAGAAUGGUAAGAGGGUUGAAUGCUGCUUUUAUUGUAAUGAUUCCCAAAAAAGAGAAUCCCCAGAAAAUUGAAGACUUUAGGCCUAUCUCAUUGAUAGGUAGCAUGUACAAGAUCAUUGCUAAGUUGCUUGCCAACCAUCUGAAAAGGAUUUUGGGUAACAUCAUUGGUGAAGAGCAGUUUGCUUUUGUUGGGGAUAGACCACUGAUGGAUGGGGUUCUAAUUGCCAAUGAAGUUGUUGAAGUGAUGCUGAAUAUAAUGGGUUUUUGCGAGACUUGGAAUCUAUGGAUUCGUGAAUGCCUCAAGACAAGUAUGGUGUCUGUACUAGUGAAUGGAAGUGCUACUAGGGAGUUUGGAAUGAGCCGUGGUUUGCGACAAGGAGACCCAUUAUCACCUUUUCUAUUCCUUAUAGUUGCUGAGGGCUUGAAUGGGAUAAUUUCAAGUGCAAAACAGAAAAAUAUGUUCAAGGGUGUAUCAAUUGGAGGUAGGGGCUUGAUUGUUUCUCAUUUGCAAUUUGCGGAUGAUACUGUGAUAAUUGGGGAUGCAACUGAGAGGAAUGUGUGGGCAGUCAAAGCUAUGAUGAGAACCUUUGAGCUUGUUUCGGGACUUAGGAUCAAUUAUAGCAAGAGCCAAUUACUUAGCAUAAAUGUCGAAAAGGAUUGGAGGGAAAGAAUGGCAGACUUGCCAAACUGCACUGUGGGGGAGUUUCCUUUUAAAUACUUGGGUAUACCAGUUGGUGGGAAUCUGAGAAGGCUAGCUAUAUGGUGCCCACUAAUGGAGAGAUGUAGAAACAGGUUGUCAUUGUGGAAUGGUCAGUUCUUGUCCUUUGGAGGUAGAAUCGCUCUUAUUAACUCCAUGCUUUCAAGCCUACCUGUGUUUCUCUUAUCAAUGUAUAAAAUUCCAAGAGGGGUCAUUGAGGAAAUAGAUACAAUUCGUAGGAGAUUCUUAUGGGGGGAAGUGAGAACAAGAAGAAAGUGGCGUGGGUGUGUUGGGAAAAUGUGUGUAGACUGUAGAGAUAAGAAUGAAGGUGGGCUAGGUAUAAAAAACUUGAGGUGGUUUAAUUUAGCAUUGUUAGGAAAAUGGCGGAAUAGGUUGUUGGUAGGGGGUAAUGAACUAUGGAAGAGGGUGUUGAGAGAAAAAUAUGUGGAUAAUGAGGGAGAUUGGAUGAAACGGCUAUGUCAAAGUAAAAGAGCAAGGUCGACUUGGUGGCAAGACAUAUGCAACAUUAAUAAUGGGUGCCUUCAUAAGAAAGAGUGGUUAGGCAAAGGGUUUAAAAGGGUGAUAGGUGAGGGGAAAAUUACUAGUUUCUGGAAGGAUGUCUGGGUAGGGGAGCAGGAACUAAUGAAAAUAUUGCCUAGACUUUUUUCUUUAUCUACAGGAAAGAACAAUUCAAUUCAUGGCAUGGGCACUUGGUCGAAUGGCAAAUGGAGAUGGACUUUCUUUUGGAGAAGACAACUCUACGAAUGGGAAAAAGAAUUAGAAGAAGCCUUGCUAAAGAUGCUGGAACAUGUACAACCAGUGGAGGGAAAAAAAGACAAAUGGCAAUGGCAUUAUGAUAAGGAAGGCAAAUAUAAAGUGAAAGAUGUGUACAACUUCCUACAGCCAACUAAUAGUGUCAAGGAAACAUGCUUCUUUAAGAAAACUUGGAAUGCUUUGGUUCCACUAAAAGUUUGUGGGUUCUCUUGGCAAUUGCUACAAAACAGGAUUCCAACUAAGAAAAAUUUGAGGAAUAGAGACAUUACCAUAAGAGAUAAUUCAUGCAAAAAUGUGUUUCACCAACAUUAUCUAUUUGGAGGAACAAAAGAGGAGAGGAAAGCAUGGGAUGUACUUUGGUUUGCUAUCAUUUGGUCUCUAUGGUUGCAUAGGAAUGGGCUGAUUUUCAAGGAUUUAGACGUGGAGGAAAAUGGACUCCUGGAAAUGGUACAAAUGAGAUCAUAUCAGUGGAUCAGAAGCAAAACAAAGUUUUGUGCUUUUUCAUUUCCAGAGUGGCAGCUGAAUCCGAAGGAAUGCAUCAAAGCCUUGCAACUAUGACAGGUUUGUUGAUGAAGGGGAUGUUUUCUGAGUUUUAAUGGCUGGUUUUUCAUUUAAAGAUUCCACAAGGUCUAUGUUUUCUAAGUUGCCCACAGUAAGGAAAGAAAGCAAUUGAUGUUUAUGGGUUGGGAGUAUCUUUUAUACUCCAUUUGAAUAAAAAUUUUUGCUGUUC